UGUCUGUGUCUCUCUGCCUCACUGCAGAUGGAUGGUGGGUGGUCAGGAAAGGGUUAAGUGCUCUGCUCUAUAAACUCUGCUUUAAGACUCUGCUGGAAGCUACUGGUUCAGCCUUUAAAUACAGUAAUUUGACACAUCCCAACACAGGCUUGAAGCAUAGAGCAGCUGCUGACCCAAACUCAGGCUUUAAGGCGAGCUGGUGUGUUGGCGUAACAGUGCUUUGGACAGCAUGAAGGCUCUCUUAUUCACCUGUUUGCUGGUGCCCUGGCUGGUGGCAGCCUCGGCCGGGAAGUUUGACCAGGAAUCACAGCUGAUAAUGGGAUCUGUACCUGGCAGGGAUCUGAGCGGAUACUUCAUUGACCAUUUAAAAUCAAGGAGAGCUAGGAGGGCGUUGCCUCUUGCUGAUGAACCUGAUGACAGUCCAAUGGAAGCAGGAGGAGAUGUCUCUGAACUGCCCACCUGCCUCCUGUGUGUGUGUCUAACUGGUUCAGUGUACUGUGAAGAGGUCAGUCCAGAAAUGACCAGCGUUCCUUCCUUGCCUAAAGAGACGGCCUACCUGUACGCCCGCUUCAAUAAGAUCAAAAAGAUCCGCACCAAAGACUUUUCUGACAUUGUCACUCUGAAGAGGAUUGACCUGACAGGGAACAUGAUCUCAGAGAUUGAAGACGGGGCGUUCUCCAAACUAACGAUGCUGGAGGAAUUGUCUCUGGCUGAGAACAGUCUGGUCAAACUUCCUAUGCUCCCCGCAAAACUCAUAUCCUUCAACGCCAACCACAACCAUCUCAAAACCAAGGGUGUCAAAGCUAACGCUUUCAAGAAAAUGACAAAGCUGCUCAACUUAUUCUUGGCAGACAACGAAAUUGAAGCUGUUCCACACAUCCCAGACAGUGUUCGAACCCUACAUCUACAGAACAACAACAUCACUGAGGUCAACAUAGACACCUUCUGCAGGUCCAAUGACACCUACUACCUACGGCCGAGCCUCAAUGAGGUCCGUAUGGAUGGCAACCCUGUGGUUCUGUCCAAGUUCCCAGACAGCUUCACCUGCAUGAAGGUUCUGCCUGUCGGACGGUACCGUUGAGGUGACAGAAACUUUACUGUAGCCCCUUUGUUGUUGAUGGAGCAGUUUUCCCACAACAGAGUAUUGGGGGAUACUGUGUCGUUCUGGAUUUUGGGGUGCUGGUCCCAUGAUGGGAAUAAAGGUGACAAUGUUUUACUUCUGCAAACCUACAUACAGUUUGUGAGAUUGUCAGGUCAAAAUGAAACCAUUCACUGGACUGAAGGUUUAGAAUUGAUGGACUUUCUCUACUCUGCCUUUUUCGGUUCUACUAAUAAAGGGAGGUUCCCAUGCCUUUAAAUCCUACAGGAAGUUGCAUAUUUCAGUUGUCGAGUCAGUAGCCUAAUUGUUUUAAAAUCCCCUGAGAAGGGGUGUGAAAGCCUCAAUAUGCUCCAAACAAGCAUGUCUGUCUGAAAAGGAGCUUGAUAAGAUGUUAAUACAUUAUACAAACAUUAAGUUUGAAGUAUACUGAAGUCUUGCGACUAUAUCUGACAGAUUAAGGCCACCUUUUCAGAAGACGCAAUACCAACAGCUGAAUCCCAUACAAUGAGUGGAGCGGUCAACAUCUCUACCUACUAACAGUCCAACUCAUGGUUUCAUUUUGAGCUGAAGGUGAACUGCCUACAUGAAUGAAAAUACACAAACCUCUUGUGAGUUUGCACACACACACACACACACACACACACACACACACACACACACACACACACACACACACACACACACACACACACACACACACACACACACACACACACACACACACACACACACACACACACACACACACACACACACACACACACACACACACACACACACACACACACACACACACACACACACACACACACACACACACACACACACACACUUUGUGAAAAGAAUUCUAAAAUUGUAGAAUUUGUUUCCAAAAGUUAAGUAGUUCAAAAACAACAUUUUACUAAAGCUUUUGGAUAUCUUUGGUGCUUUUCCUAACUUAAUCUAGUCUCUUAUAAAAGUGUUAAACCUUUUAUUGAGGGGUUUUACAUUAAACUUAAACUACAUUUUGUAGAACAUCACAACAACUAAAUUGUCUUCUAACCUUUUGAGUUUUCACCUUGCUCAUUGACGGUCAUCAGGAAUUUUAUUUGGCAGACGUCCAUGAAAUACAGGACUGAGUUGUAGUCUUGAUUAUGUGUAUUAUUGGUGCUGAAUGUAAUUUCACCAGAAUAAAAGUAUAGGCUGGCUUUGAACAAACACAAAAUAGUAAACGUUUUCAAAACUGAAUUUUAGUCGGACACCAUCAAAUGAAAAUGUAAAAUGUUUUUGCUAAUUCCAAUUCAAGUAUUUUUUGCAUUUAAUAUGUUUUCUUACAACAGUAGCAGAGAAAUGCUACAGUGUCUUCAAAACAAGUCAUAUAAAAAGGUAGAUUCUGAAAUGGCACUAAAAGUGCAAAGAGCCUGUGAGCAUUAUUAACAUUCCUCUUUGUUGUUAAAUUGUUGUCAUGCAUUAAUCCUAGCUGCCAAAGACAAUUGUUACACUUUGAUUGUCUUUGCAUGCCAGCAGGAUGAGUCUGUAAAUACUUUCUCAACAAAUGAACAAAACACUCUGCUCUGACAUUGACUUAUAAUUGAACUUUCAAUUAUUCCAUUAAAAAAAUGCCUCUUUAUAAGGGCAAUGGGCAUGCAGAUCUGUCUACCGGCAGGCUUUCUUGUGACUUAGCUUCACCUUAUUUGUAUUUAAAGACUGCAGUGAACUGCGGCACAAUGUAUCUAUGAACUAUAGUAAUGUGAAAGUUACUCUUUUAUAUUUUGUCUGCUUUUAAAAUGUCUUGCUUGUUUCCCUAACUCUUCCCUUCCAGUAAUAAAUAUGACUUAAGAAAUUAUUACUGAUGUGAAUAAGACAGUGAUGUACAGGGAGAUAUGUAUGUGACAUGGUUAUGUUUUAAGAUAUUUUAAUAAAGUUACACUUUAAAUUAAAAAA
This is a messenger RNA of Eleginops maclovinus (Patagonian blennie), 3022 nucleotides long. It is a transcript of the gene ogna, whose product is annotated as osteoglycin, paralog a. Bases 230 to 1081 code for a protein of 283 amino acids. Gene Ontology annotation, cellular component: extracellular matrix. The record is from RefSeq and is a predicted model, not a curated record. NCBI's taxonomy places the organism in Eukaryota, Metazoa, Chordata, Actinopteri, Perciformes, Eleginopidae. Gene Ontology annotation, biological process: bone development; articular cartilage development. The transcript has 6 exons. Gene Ontology annotation, molecular function: protein binding.